CACUACUUGGAGGCCGCGGCGCGAAGUUUACGGGACAGCUGCCCGGGCCAAGCCCGCUAUCUCCUCUGGGCCUACUCUGCGGCGCACGAUGACAAGAGCACUUUUGAAGAAGCAUGUCCAUAUUGUUUCCAGUUGUUAGUACUAGAUAACUCUCGAGUGCGCCUCAAACCCAAGGCCAAAUUGACACCCAGAGUACAGAAACUUCUUAAUCGUGAAGCUAGAAAUCAUACUCUCAGUUUUAAAGAAGCAAAAAUUGUGAAGAAGUACAGAGAGUCCAAAAAUGUAUUGUUGAUCACUUGUAAAACUUGCAACAGAACAGUUAAAUAUCCUGGUAAAAGUAGAAGCUUUCUGUCAGCAUUGGGAACUGAAAACUUGUAUGUGAAGGAUGUGUUCACUCAUGAAGAUUUCUUCAUAUUACAGCUUUUGGAGCCAUUGUCCAUACUUGAUGCUUUCCUUGUUCAUGCUUCCACACUGCUUGACUUUGCUUUUGGCAUCCUCACUGCCACCAAGGAGACGAAGUCCGUUUCAGCCUCUAUGUUGAAGAUGCUCCUGGAUUUAUAG
Molecule: messenger RNA, 561 nt
Organism: Octodon degus (degu)
Lineage: Eukaryota; Metazoa; Chordata; Mammalia; Rodentia; Octodontidae
Gene: Rmp24
Product: chromosome unknown C18orf21 homolog
Exons: 6
Source: RefSeq, a predicted model, not a curated record